This is a messenger RNA of Orcinus orca (killer whale), 4633 nucleotides long. RefSeq names its product protein tyrosine kinase 2 beta (gene PTK2B). Gene Ontology annotation, molecular function: protein tyrosine kinase activity; ATP binding. The transcript is spliced from 32 exons. Gene Ontology annotation, biological process: protein phosphorylation; signal complex assembly. The coding region runs from base 727 to 3774 and encodes 1015 amino acids. The record is from RefSeq and is a predicted model, not a curated record. Gene Ontology annotation, cellular component: cytoskeleton; focal adhesion. NCBI's taxonomy places the organism in Eukaryota, Metazoa, Chordata, Mammalia, Artiodactyla, Delphinidae.
UGUGGGAACUGAAAUCCAGGCUAAAUUCCUGCCAGGUACAGCAGGCCUGAGUCUCUCCAACCUGUGUCACGUUGAUCACUUUACAACGUUCAGAUGUGGGAUUCCUUUCCCCUGGAACACUUUCAUUUCCGGCUUCCGUUGGAAGACAAGUCUCCACAGGUCUCAUGUUUCUGUAUGCCACCCAGAGACACUGCCUUUUUUGUACUGUCUUUUCAAGGACGUUUCUACGAUGAACAGCCUCAGAAGGCAGAGAUAAUGUCUCCCUCCAGGCAAAGAUCUGGCAAUCUUACUCUUCAUUAUAAAAGAUUUGGGUUCCCUAAGCUUCCUCCUGUGGCCCACAUCAUGUAGGCUUUUGGGAAUUAAGGCUCAGGAAACUGGCCCAAAUGACUAUAAUCUGACUAUUGCCAUUGCUGUUAGUAAUAAACUGUCCGUUGAGUCAAGAGUUUCAUCUACCAGCAUUCCUGAAACUGUGGCAUGCUAACAUGUGUUGACUAGAAAAAAAAAAAAAAGCACAACUUAAAAGUUGAGAAUUACAUCUUACUUGGCGGACAAAACAGAGGACUUAAGCCCUGAGGGACUGCUUGCUCCAAAGAGACCCUGGCAUUACCUGGUGCUAAGAACACGGCUGAUCGGUGGACGGGAUGAACAAGUCAGAGCUCCAGCAGUCCGUGAGCUCCGUCAGGUGGGUUGACUGCGAUGUGCCGGUCCUAGCUGCCGUCUGAGAGGAUGUCCGGGGUUUCUGAGACCCUGAGCCGAGUGAAGGUGGGCACGUUACGUCGGCCUGAAGGCCCCCCAGAGCCCAUGGUGGCAGUGCCAGUAGACGUGGAAAAGGAAGACGUGCGGAUCCUCAAGGUCUGCUUCUAUAGCAACAGCUUCAACCCUGGGAAGAACUUCAAACUAGUUAAAUGCACUGUGCAGACCGAGAUCCGGGAGGUCAUCACCUCCAUCCUGCUGAGCGGGCGGAUCGGGCCCAACAUCCAGCUGGCGGACUGCUACGGGCUGAGGCUGAAGCACAUGAAGUCGGAUGAGAUCCACUGGCUGCACCCGCAGAUGACGGUGGGCGAGGUGCAGGACAAGUACGAGUGUCUACACAUGGAAGCUGAGUGGAGGUAUGACCUUCAAAUCCGCUACCUGCCAGAGGACUUCAUGGAGAGCCUGAAAGAAGACAGGACCACACUGCUUUAUUUUUACCAACAGCUCCGCAAUGACUACAUGCAACGCUAUGCCAGCAAGGUCAGCGAGGGCAUGGCCCUGCAGCUGGGCUGUCUGGAGCUCAGGCGGUUCUUCAAGGACAUGCCCCACAACGCACUGGACAAAAAGUCCAACUUCGAGCUCCUGGAGAAAGAAGUGGGGCUGGACCUGUUUUUCCCAAAGCAGAUGCAGGAGAACUUAAAGCCCAAGCAAUUCCGAAAGAUGAUCCAGCAGACGUUCCAGCAGUAUGCCUCGCUCCGGGAGGAGGAGUGUGUCAUGAAGUUCUUCAACACCCUCGCGGGCUUUGCCAACAUCGACCAGGAGACCUUUCGCUGUGAACUCAUUCAAGGAUGGAACAUUACUGUGGACCUGGUCAUCGGCCCUAAAGGCAUCCGCCAGCUGACAAGUCAAGAUGCAAAGCCCACCUGCCUGGCCCAGUUCAAGCACAUCAAGUCCAUCAGGUGCCUCCCGCUGGAGGAGGGCCAGGCGGUACUGCAGAUAGGCAUUGAAGGCGCCCCUCAGUCCUUGUCCAUCAAAACCUCCUCUCUGGCAGAGGCCGAGAACAUGGCUGACCUCGUAGAUGGUUACUGCCGGCUGCAGGGGGAGCACAAAGGCUCUCUCAUCAUUCGACCCAAGAAAGGUGUGUUUCCACUUGAAGAUGGUGAGAAGCGGAACAGCCUGCCCCAGAUCCCCACACUAAACCUGGAGACUCGGCGACCCCACCUCUCCGAAAGCUGCAGCAUAGAAUCAGACAUCUAUGCAGAGAUUCCCGACGAGACCCUGCGAAGACCAGGAGGCCCACAGUAUGGCAUUGCCCGGGAAGAUGUGGUCCUGAAUCGUAUUCUUGGUGAAGGCUUUUUUGGGGAGGUCUAUGAAGGUGUCUACACGAGUCACAAAGGGGAGAAAAUCAACGUGGCUGUGAAGACCUGCAAGAAAGACUGCACUCUGGACAGCAAGGAGAAGUUCGUGAGUGAGGCAGUGAUCAUGAGGAACCUGGAUCACCCGCACAUCGUGAAGCUGAUCGGCAUAAUUGAAGAGGAGCCCACCUGGAUCGUCAUGGAACUGUACCCCUACGGGGAGCUGGGCCACUACCUGGAGCGAAACAAGAACUGCCUGAAGGUGCUCACUCUUGUCCUGUACUCGCUGCAGAUCUGCAAGGCCAUGGCCUACCUGGAGAGCAUCAACUGUGUCCACAGGGACAUCGCUGUCCGGAACAUCCUGGUGGCCUCACCUGAGUGUGUGAAGCUGGGGGACUUUGGCCUUUCCCGGUACAUUGAGGAUGAGGAGUAUUACAAAGCUUCUGUGACGCGUCUCCCUAUCAAAUGGAUGUCCCCCGAGUCCAUUAACUUCCGCCGCUUCACGACGGCCAGUGACGUCUGGAUGUUUGCCGUAUGCAUGUGGGAAAUCCUGAGCUUUGGGAAGCAGCCCUUCUUCUGGCUGGAGAACAAGGAUGUCAUCGGGGUGCUCGAGAAGGGGGACCGGCUGCCCAAGCCUGACCUCUGCCCACCUGUUCUCUACACCCUCAUGACCCGCUGCUGGGACUACGACCCCAGUGAGCGGCCCCGCUUCACUGAGCUCGUGUGCAGCCUCAGUGACAUUUAUCAGAUGGAGAAGGACGUUGCCAUAGAGCAGGAGAGCAACGCUCGCUACCGACCUCCCAAAAUCUUGGAGCCCACGGCCUUCCAGGAACCCCCACCCAAGCCCAGCCGGCCCAAGUACAGACCCCCUCCACAAACCAACCUUCUAGCACCCAAGCUGCAAUUCCAGGUCCCUGAGGGUCUGUGUGCCAGCUCGCCCACGCUCACCAGCCCUAUGGAGUAUCCAUCUCCCGUAAACUCUCUGCACACCCCACCUCUCCACCGGCACAAUGUCUUCAAGCGCCACAGCAUGCGGGAGGAGGACUUCAUCCGACCCAGCAGCCGAGAGGAGGCCCAGCAGCUGUGGGAGGCCGAGAGGGUCAGGAUGCGGCAGCUCCAGGAGAAGCAGCAGAAGCAGAUGGUGGAAGAUUACCAGUGGCUGAGGCAGGAGGAGAGAUCCCUGGACCCCAUGGUUUACAUGAAUGACAAGUCCCCGUUGACCCCAGAGAAGGAGGUCGGCUACACGGAGUUCAUGGGCCCCCCAGAGAAGCCACCGAGGCUGGGCGUGCAGUCCAUCCAGCCCACAGCCAACCUGGACCGGACCCACGACCUGGUGUACCUCAACGUCAUGGAGCUGGUGCGGGCUGUGCUGGACCUCAAGAAUGAGCUCUGCCAGCUGCCCCCCGAGGGCUACGUGGUGGUGGUGAAGAACGUGGGCCUGACGCUGCGGAAGCUCAUCGCGAGUGUGGACGACCUCCUGCCGUCCUUGCCGUCGUCUUCGCGGACAGAGAUCGAGGGGACCCAGAAACUGCUCAACAAGGACCUGGCGGAGCUCAUCAAUAAGAUGCGACUGGCGCAGCAAAACGCCGUGACCUCCCUGAGUGAGGAGUGCAAACGGCAGAUGCUCACCGCCUCCCACACGCUGGCUGUGGAUGCCAAGAACCUGCUGGACGCCGUGGACCAGGCCAAGGUUCUGGCCAACCUGGCCCAGCCGCUGGCAGAGUGAAGAGGGCAACGCCUCCCGCCUGCGUCUCCGCCCCCGCCCGCCGUGUCCCUCCCUGCCCCGGCCCCUGCCUGACCUUCGGUCCUAUGGGUCCCCCCGGGGGGGGGGGGCAGGCGAGGAGAGUCCUCCUUCCCCUGCCAUUUUGCACGUCCCCUCUCCCCACCCCGCCCCCAGACUGUGCUGCUCAGGCCGCAGCUGGACAGAGGUGACUCAGGGCUGCAGACGGCAGGGGGUGACAAAGAGGGCUCAGAGGGAGCGUGGCUGCUGUCCGCCAGCCACCGCUGCCUGGCCUGAGGGGGCCACGCUGGGGCCCCUUGCGGCCACGAUGGCUUUACGCGUCCCGUGAAGGGCGGGCUGACUGGGGAACCAAGCUCUUCUCUUUCCUCCCCCGCCCACGGAGCCCCGCCCACGGAGCCCCGCCCCACGCCGUGCACAGAGGGAGGGGCCGGGAGGGGCUCUCUCUGGGGAGGCGGGCGGCUGGUGCCAAGAGGGAUGGACCUGGCUUUCUUGUACAGUGUAUAGUGGAAUUUAUUUAAUGUGAGUUUGGUCUGGACUGACAGCCGUAUGUGCCCCUGAGGGGAGACCUGGGACAGUCCAGGGACAAGCUACUGGGAGUCGGGACACAGGAGGCUGUGUUGUCCACACGCCAAGAGGGGAGAAGGGGAGAGACGAGGCCAAACUGGACCCGCAUUCCUCGCCCCCUUUCCGUUCUUCCCUCCCUGUCCCCUUCCUUCUCUUUUCUUACUUGUCUUCUCUCCCCCUUUCUCAACCACUCCCUCCCUCCCGUUCUUGUGUUUGUGCAGAACACUCUUUUACCUUCUUUCUAUUUGACUUGUGGAGGAAUUAAAAUUGUACCAUUUGC